Molecule: messenger RNA, 1146 nt
Organism: Triplophysa dalaica
Lineage: Eukaryota; Metazoa; Chordata; Actinopteri; Cypriniformes; Nemacheilidae
Product: secretory phospholipase A2 receptor-like
Exons: 4
Coding region: 10-1146 (378 amino acids)
Source: RefSeq, a predicted model, not a curated record
UCCUCAGAAAUGGCUCAAAAUCUAUAUUUCAGUCUUCUUUUCAUCGCUCUCUGUUCAAUAUCUGAAUGCUCUCAGCGCCGCUAUCACUAUAUAAACAUGAAGAAGAACUGGACUGAAGCUCAGAGAUACUGCAGAGAGAACUAUAAAGAUCUGGCCACAGUCAACAACAUCUAUGACAUGAACGAGCUGAAGAACACUGAAGAACUGAAACAACUGAUGAAGGGUAUCAAGAACAAUGUGAGUGUCUGGAUUGGACUGAAGAAUACAGGUGUUUAUAAAUGGAAGUGGUCUCUGGGUGAUCCUGUGAACUAUACAAACUGGGAAUCUGGACCAUCAAAUGACCGACAUGAUUGUGCUGUUAUGAGAAAUGGAACAUGGCGUCAGCAGAACUGUAAUGAGAACAUGAGAUUUAUCUGCUACAACGACAACAGUAAAACAUACAUCAUCUACACUUCUACUAAAACAUGGAGAGAAGCUCAGAGUUUCUGCAGACAGUAUCAUACUGAUCUGAUCAGUGUGAGGAACCAGACUGACCAUCAACUGAUCCACAACAUCAUUAAUGAUCCUCACACAUCUGUCUGGAUUGGUCUGUUCAGAGACUCGUGGGAGUGGUCAGAUAACACUGACUCUGGCUUCAGAUACUGGAGGUCUGAUGAACCUAAUGGUGGAUCAUCUGAUACAGGUUUCUGUACACAGAUCAGAAUGAAUGAUGAAUGGAGGGGUCAGUGGAAUGAUGCUGGUUGCAGUUUCUCUAAGCCCUUUGUGUGUCAUGAUGAUGAGCUGAUAUUGAUCCAGAAGAAUCUGAGCUGGACUGAAGCUGUGAGAUACUGCAGAGAGAAUCAUGUGGAUCUGGUUUCAGUGGAUUCACAGGAGAUUCAGCUCAUGGUGACUGAUGUUCUUCAUGAGGCCUCGACUGCUGAGGUGUGGAUGGGGUUACACUAUUACUGUCUCAUGAAUCUCUGGAUCUGGGUACGAGGAGAGGUCGUCUGCUAUCAGAAUUGGGCUCCAUGGGUUCAGAUUCAACUGAAGGACUGCAGCGGUGAACACAGAGCUGGAGCGAUUCAGUCUGGAGGAGAUCAUCUCUGGAUCAGCCUUCCUCGAUCUCACAAACUCAACUUCAUCUGUACCAGACAUGGUUCAACAUGA